AUGUGAGGGAAACUCGUGGACCCCGGGACCUUCACCAUGAACACUGAGACUAUAAACUAAUGGAUUAUGGAUCGGCUAUGCCUUUGUUGCUGCUUUUUACUCUGGGCGGGUCCUUUCGUGGCGGUUAAUGCUGAGGAACAUGCGUCUUGUGAUGGAGCGUUUGAUGUUUAUUUUGUCUUAGACAGGUCGGGCAGUGUGUCGGGACACUGGGAGGAGAUCUAUGGAUUUGUAGAGCAGCUGACCAGCAGAUUUGUCAGUCCCAGGAUGAGGGUCUCCUACAUCGUGUUCUCCGCCAACGCAGUCGUCAUUCUGCCAAUAACUGGUGACAGGGUGAAGAUCGAAGAGGGUUUGGACAAGCUGAGUCAAAUCAGACCAGCUGGUGAAACGUACAUGCACGAAGGCUUGAAGGCAGUGUCGGACCAGAUGAAGGUGCAAACUGCACCUUCAUCCACCAUCAUCAUCGUCCUGACGGAUGGCAAGCUGGAGGUUUAUCCUUAUGAGCUGAGUGUGGAGGAGGCCGACAGAGCCCGAGGCUUUGGGGCCAGAGUCUACUGUGUCGGGGUCAUGGACUUUGACCAUCAGCAGCUGGCUGAGAUUGCUGACGGGACAGAUCAGGUGUUCCCUGUGCUCUCUGGGUUUCAUGAUCUCAAGGACACUGUCAACAAAAUCCUGGAGCAGUCAUGUGCGGACGUAUUCACAGUAGAACCAUCGAGUGUCUGUGUCAACGAGUCGUUUAAUGUGGUGCUGAGAGGCAGCGGGUUCAGUGGGUCGAAGAGGACGCAGAGUGUGCUCUGUAUCAUCACACAUGACAAAAAUACCUUCAACCAGAAGCCGACAGUCGUCCGUGACGGUCAUCUGCUGUGUCCAGCUCCCGUCCUCACACAAGCUGGACAUUCCAUUGAAGUGCUGGUCAGCCUCAAUAAUGGACAGUCGUACAUCUCCAGCCCAGUCACCAUCACCGCUGCUGAAUGUUCAGAUGGGAUUUGGGUGCUCUGGUUGCUGCUGGUUCUGUUGCUGUUGGUGGGUCUGGGCCUGCUCUGGUGGUUCUGGCCUCUGUGCUGCACAGUGGUGAUCAGAGACCCUCCACCCUCUCGGCCCCCUCCUCCUCCUCCACCACUUGUACUUGAGCCUGAAGAUCUGUCUCCCAAACACAAGUGGCCAACGGUGGACGCCUCCUAUUAUGGGGGCAGGGGUCCGGGAGGAAUCAAGCGCAUGGAGGUGCGCUGGGGUGAGAAGGGGUCGACGGAGGAGGGGUCGAGGUUAGAGAGAGCCAAGAAUGCUGUCAUCACCAUGCCAGAAGAGGGAGAUGAGCUGGUCAUACCAAGACCCCCACCAAGACCUCCACCAGUUUAUAACCCUCUGCCAGAGCCCAAGUGGUACACUCCGAUCAAGAGUCGUUUUGAUGCUCUUCGGGCUUUGCUGAGGAGACAGUACGACAGAGUGGCCAUCAUGAGGCCCACUUCACAAGACCAGGGUCGUUGCAUCAACUUCACCAGAGUUCAAAGUCACUGAAUUGACGUAAUAAUCUGUUUAAAUGUAAAUAAAUCUUUUUUC
This is a messenger RNA of Synchiropus splendidus (mandarinfish), 1554 nucleotides long. It is a transcript of the gene antxr2b, whose product is annotated as ANTXR cell adhesion molecule 2b. The record is from RefSeq and is a predicted model, not a curated record. Bases 67 to 1512 code for a protein of 481 amino acids. The transcript is spliced from 17 exons. Lineage: Eukaryota; Metazoa; Chordata; Actinopteri; Syngnathiformes; Callionymidae. Gene Ontology annotation, cellular component: membrane. Gene Ontology annotation, molecular function: signaling receptor activity.